AAAUAUCAAGGCAUAUAAAGACUGUUGUCGAUCGAAUAUUCACAAUUUGAUAAGUAAAGACUUUUUGGAAUUUGUAGGGGGAAUAAAGGAAGUUUGACAGGCAGGUAUCGUUUUGUGCAUGCUAGCAAAGGAUGCAUGCAGCAUCCAUCCGCAUCCAUCUCUGAUUUUUCAAAGCGCAUGCGUGAUUGACAGAAAACAUAGCAAAAAUGGCCGUCACUGAUGGGAAUGCCGUGAAAGAGGAAACAUUAACAGCUCUCACAAGAGAAGCAGAAAACUUGAAACAAAAACUAUUAGAAGAAAGGCAUAAACUUAAUGAUAUUGAAAUGUACACAGUUGCCCAGAGGUUAGAGCCCUUGCCACCUCUAAACCUGAAACCAAGGCGAAUCUUGAAGGGCCACCAAGGGAAGGUUCUAUGUCUAGACUGGGCGAGAGACCAACGGCACAUGGUGACUUCAUCGCAGGAUGGAAAAGUCAUAGUUUGGGAUGCUUUCACAACUAACAAGGAACAUGCAAUAACUAUGCCAACAACUUGGGUAAUGGCUUGUUCCUAUGCACCUUCAGGUACCAUGGUGGCAUGUGGUGGUCUGGAUAACAAGUGUUCGGUUUAUCAAUUGACUCAAGAAGAGGACCUAUCAAGCAGUAAGAAGAGAGCUGUAGCAAUGCAUACCAGCUAUGUCUCAUGCUGUACAUUUAUGAACUCUGACCAACAGAUUUUGACAGGAAGUGGUGAUAGUACCUGUGCAUUGUGGGAUGUUGAGAGUGGUCAGCUCCUUCAGAGUUUCCAUGGUCAUAAUGCAGAUGCAAUGGCUCUUGACCUUUCACCUUCUGAAGCUUGCAACACAUUUGUAUCAGGAGGUUGUGAUAAGCAAGCGUUGGUGUGGGACAUGAGGACCGGCCAGUGUGUCCAAUCCUUUGAAGGUCACGACUCGGACAUCAAUGCUGUCAGGUUUUUCCCAAGCGGAGAUGGCUUCGCAACGGCCUCAGAUGAUGCCUCGUGUCGUAUGUAUGACCUGAGAGCUGAUAGAGAGAUCAGCUGUUACAGUAAGGAGAGCAUCAUCUUUGGAGCCACAUCACUUGACUUCUCUCUUAGUGGACGCCUGCUCUUUGUUGGGUACAAUGACUAUUCCGUCAACAUCUGGGACACACUGAAAGGUCAUCGCUUGACCAUGCUGUACGGCCAUGAGAACAGGGUGAGCUGCCUGAGGGUCUCACCAGAUGGGACUGCCAUGUGUACCGGUAGCUGGGACUACACCCUCAGGAUCUGGGCCUAAGUAAGAUCUGGUCUUUGGACCAAUAACGUGACCUGCAGAACUUGUGGGCACUCUCUCUCAAUUUUUAUUUGCGGAGAUGUGGACAUAGAUAAGGUUUUUCUAGAACACUAGGCAGUGUGGUCUAACGUACAUGCUAGACCAAGAUUUGGUCCAUUGUCAUUUAAGUUGGGUCCGAUAAGAUCCUGCUAUUUGGACCAAGACUGUGUUCUUUUGGACUGGAGGAUUCUCUACUUUUUUUUGCCAAGAUGUUGACAUAGACUUGUAACUUCUUGAACUCUGUAAAGUUCCGUGGUCUUACUAUACAGGUAUAUGCUAGACCAAACUACUUUUAGACCAGUGACUUGUCCACUUUGUAUGAGGACUGCAGCUUUUUGAUCUACUUUAUCUUUACACUUUUACCUUUGACAUGCUGGGACUUUAACUGUGAUCUAUGACCAUCUCACUCAAGACCUUUUUUGUGUUGAAUGUCAUCUUAAUGAGCAAUUGAUUGUCUUGCCAUUUUCAUGUAUGCAGCCACAGACAAGUCAUAUGGAGGUCAUUACAGUAUGGUGUGUAUUUUCAUUACUUGUUAGUUUUGGAUUAAAAAUAAAUUAUGUGAAAUAAAUGUGGUUUAAACUCUUAUAACCAGUCAAUAAUAUCAAUGUUGAUGUAUAAAUUGAACAUGUGUAAUGUGAAAGAUCUUUAUGAACAAUGUUUUUUCUGAUUUGUUUUUCUCCCCAGCUUCGUUUGUUUUCCAUGAGUAGAUUUUUUUCACAAAGGUCAAAUAGUUAUUGGCAAGAACUUGGAAGUGUAAACUGUGGUAAUCUAGUAUGUAGUAUCUAGUAUUUCCAUAUUAUCAUUAUGAAAUGAACAUUCAUAAAUUUUAUAUGCAAAUAGAAGUGACUAUGAUAUUUGAAUGAAGUAGGAAUAUAUUGUUUGAUUGUGGGAUUCACGAAAUGUUUUUUUAUUGAGUUUUAGGGUCAUUUUUUUGUGGGGGUGCAUUUGUUUUCUUUUUCUUUUUUUUAUUGGGAAUCUAAGGACCAAGAGGACAGACUCAGGGGAGGAAUUGCUAGCAGAAGAGAGAAAAAGACAGAUUUUUACCCUCAUCUAUUUUUGUGAUUAUUUUAACAAUGAAAACAGA
Messenger RNA from Lytechinus pictus (painted urchin), 2391 nucleotides. RefSeq names its product guanine nucleotide-binding protein subunit beta-5-like. The coding region runs from base 207 to 1271 and encodes 354 amino acids. The transcript is spliced from 8 exons. Lineage: Eukaryota; Metazoa; Echinodermata; Echinoidea; Temnopleuroida; Toxopneustidae. Gene Ontology annotation, cellular component: heterotrimeric G-protein complex; cytoplasm. The record is from RefSeq and is a predicted model, not a curated record. Gene Ontology annotation, biological process: G protein-coupled receptor signaling pathway; G protein-coupled dopamine receptor signaling pathway. Gene Ontology annotation, molecular function: protein binding; signaling receptor complex adaptor activity.